This is a messenger RNA of Mucor mucedo, 1344 nucleotides long. RefSeq lists its product as uncharacterized. The coding region runs from base 11 to 1315 and encodes 434 amino acids. Gene Ontology annotation, cellular component: cell tip; Golgi to plasma membrane transport vesicle. NCBI's taxonomy places the organism in Eukaryota, Fungi, Mucoromycota, Mucoromycetes, Mucorales, Mucoraceae. The transcript is spliced from 3 exons. Gene Ontology annotation, biological process: exocytosis. Gene Ontology annotation, molecular function: guanyl-nucleotide exchange factor activity. The record is from RefSeq and is a predicted model, not a curated record.
AAAACGUAGCAUGAGUAGUCUAAACUGCUCUUGUCAAUAUUGGCUUGUGUCUAACGAUUCCGAACAUUGUGGACUUUGUGAUCAGGCCAUUCCAUUUAUACAACAACAACAUGAAGACAAGAUUUCGUCCCAAGAAAAAGAACUAGCUCUUAACAAUCAACUGGCUCAAAAACAAGCUUUAUAUAACCUUUAUGUGAAGGAUAUUCAGAUUUUGCAAGCACAACAUGGUAAACGUCAAGAAUUAUUAGAGAAUAUGACCAAUAAAAUCGACUCGCUAAAUGGGGAUAUCGAAAUUGUCCAAUUAAAACACAAGGAUGAAAUCGCUCACACUAUUGCUAUCGAACAAUCCAAAAAAUUAGUGGAAAUAGAACUCCAUGACUUGACACAGAAACUGUUUGAAGAGGCAAAUAGCAUGGUGCUGGUUGAAAAGAAGGAAAAGCUGGCGAUUCAGUUAAAGCACGAUGAAGUCAAUAAUCAAUUAAAGGGAGUGGAAUCUCAAUUAACUAGCGUACAAGCCGAACUUAAGGAACUUCGUAAAGAUAUGACCAAUCAAGACUCAAACUCACAGCAAUUAAACCCUCAAUCUUUCUCUGCAUUUAUAUCCACACACGAAAAUUACUUGUUACGGGCACAAUUAGACAUGUCCACCUUAUUAUUGGACCAAUCACAACCAAUUGAAAUCAAUCAAGAAUACAAUCAACAAGUCCAAGAUGAUGCUAUGAUAACUGAAUUUGAACAGUUUAGAGAAUCGAUAAGGUCCAUUAGUCUAUCAAAAUUAUAUACCACGUCAUUUAUGAAAUCAUGCUUGAAGACGGAUAUUGAACCUUGCCUGCGGUUUGGCCCUAAUCCUAAAAUAAGCAGUAAAAAGAUCUUGGACGCCAUACUGGUCAAAACGUGUCUGGUAGAGCCAUGUCCCCCAGGGUUUAUACAAGCGCCGACAAAAGCUGAUAGUAUUAAAGUGAAAACCCGUUUAUGGGAUCGAUUUUCUUCAUCCUCAUCGUCGUCGUCGUCGCAAGAUACCCCUGGUUGUCAAGCAUGUGGAAGAGUUCUGGAUGAAAAUGAAAGCUGGAGAUUUCGGAUAUCGUACUUUGAUGAAUGGUCGUAUAUUGACAAAUAUUGCCAUGACAGGAUCGCUUCAGUCAUUGAAUUCUAUGUGUUUAUAAGAAAAUUGAAAGCCGGGACAGAUAAGGACUCCAGCAAGUUUCAGCUAUAUCAAGAAUGUUCGAGACUUCGAUUGCAAAUGUUUCUAAGCAGAAUGGGUGCGCUACCAACGUUACUUGGUCUUGAUUCAAGGAAUUCCACGGACAAUUUGUAAAAUUAAAAAAAGCAAUUUUUUUUCUGUGA